Molecule: messenger RNA, 1395 nt
Organism: Vitis riparia (riverbank grape)
Lineage: Eukaryota; Viridiplantae; Streptophyta; Magnoliopsida; Vitales; Vitaceae
Product: secretory carrier-associated membrane protein 1
Exons: 12
Coding region: 236-1093 (285 amino acids)
Biological process (GO): protein transport
Cellular component (GO): recycling endosome membrane; trans-Golgi network membrane
Source: RefSeq, a predicted model, not a curated record
AUUUGCAUCGUCCGACGCGCGAAUAGGUUCUUUCCACUCAAGUUUCCCAGGAAACAAACGCCAACAUAAAAGGCUAAGCCAGGCUACGCAGACCCAUCAGCACUUCUUUCUCUCUCUCUUUUUCGAACUUCUUCCGCCUUAAUUGUCUCCACCGAAGCUCUAAUUUCCCAAAUCUCCCGUUUCCUCCGACCCCACCUCUCUCUGAAUCUCCAGAUCUCUGCUUCUGCCCUCUCCCAUGGCCGGCCGUUACGAAAGUAACCCUUUUGACGAAGAAGAUGUGAAUCCAUUCGCGAACCCUGGUAGUGUCCCCCCUGCAGCCAACUCUAGGCUUUCACCACUCCCCCCUGAACCUGCUGGUUAUCGUGGUGCAACAGUUGAUAUUCCUCUUGAUGGUGCAAAGGACACAAAGGCAAAGGAGAGGGAACUUCAGGCCAAAGAGGCUGAACUGAAAAAGAGAGAACAGGAACUAAAACGGAGGGAAGAUGCUGUAGCACGAGCUGGAAUUGUCAUAGAGGAGAAAAAUUGGCCACCAUUUUUCCCCCUUAUUCAUCAUGACAUUGCAAAUGAAAUACCAAUCCAUCAACAGAAGUUGCAGUACGUUGCAUUCACGACAUAUUUGGGUUUGGUACUUUGCCUUACAUGGAAUAUUGUAGCAGUUACCACAGCUUGGAUUAAGGGGGAAGGUCCGACAAUUUGGUUUCUUGCCAUCAUCUACUUCUUAUCAGGGGUUCCAGGAGCUUAUGUGUUGUGGUAUCGUCCUCUUUAUCGUGCCAUGAGGACUGAUAGUGCUCUAAAGUUCGGGUGGUUUUUCUUGUUUUACCUGCUUCAUAUUGCCUUCUGCAUCUUUGCUUCAGUUGCUCCUCCAAUUGUAUUCAAGGGGAAGUCUCUCACAGGAAUCCUGCCUGCAGUGGAUCUUUUGAGUAAUCAUGCUUUAGUUGGGAUAUUCUACCUUAUUGGAUUUGGAUUGUUCUGCCUUGAAUCACUGCUCAGUAUCUGGGUUGUUCAGCAAGUUUACAUGUACUUCCGAGGCAGUGGCAAGGCUCAAGAGAUAAAGCGUGAUGCGGCAAGAGGGACUGUAAUGCAAGCAUUUUGAUGUGCCACGGAUGGUGCUUAUUGAUAUAUCUAGAUUGGAUUUGCCCCAAAAGGAUCGAUUCUUUUUAAUCCAUAUGUUAUUUGAUACCUUCAAUUGCUGCUUUAGUGUGUCAUGUUUGUUGAUGUGAUUUCUUAACUAUGUUUGAUUGACAAACUGAAAUAGUUAGAUAGGAACAUAGAGUUUUUGCAGUCUUCUUUGAGAUGAGCCUUCACAUGAUGAUUUCCAUUAUUUGUUUCCACGGGAAGCUUAUAUGUAAUAUAUUUUCUUCCUCGAAUGAACAAUCUACAUAAUUUACACAUUAA